Molecule: messenger RNA, 696 nt
Organism: Momordica charantia (bitter melon)
Lineage: Eukaryota; Viridiplantae; Streptophyta; Magnoliopsida; Cucurbitales; Cucurbitaceae
Product: Rhodanese/Cell cycle control phosphatase superfamily protein
Molecular function (GO): catalytic activity
Source: RefSeq, a predicted model, not a curated record
UUCAUCAUCUACAAAACCCUUUGGAGGAAGAGCUUUUUGGCAAAGCUGAUACAAAGAGCUCUUUGUUCUUCCAGAUAUGGAGGUUGAAAAGAGGUCAGAGGAUGUUGUGACUAUUGAUGUUCGAGAUGCCAGAGAUAUGUUACAGAAAGGUUAUCUUUAUUUAGAUGUCAGGUCAGUUGAAGAGUAUAACAAGAGCCAUGUUGAGAAUGCACUUAACGUACCUUACAUGUUCAUCACCCCACAAGGCCGAGUAAAGAAUCCAGACUUUCUUGCCCAAGUUUCAUCUGUAUUGAAGAAGGAAGAUCAUCUGGUUGUGGCCUGCAACAGCGGUGGUAGAGCACUACGUGCUUGUGUCGAUCUUCUUAAUGCAGGUUUCGAGCAUGUGAGAAAUAUGGGAGGAGGCUACUCUGCUUGGGUUGACAGUGGAUUUUCUGGUAACAAGCCACCUGAAGAGCUCAAAAUAGCUUGCAAAUUCCGAGGUUGAAAUGCCCUUGGCCUUCGGAUGAACAUCCAAAUUUGUCUUAGUUUGUGUUGUCUGCCUGUAAAAAAAACCAUAAAUUCUACAUUUCCAGAAGUUGAGCACAUCAAAAUGUUGGGGUCACUCUUAAAUUGCACACAACAAGGAUUUAUAUUCGAUAUUAAAGCAGAUAUACUAUUCCUCAAACAACAACAGAGAGGGGAUGAUUUCUGGGUAAA